CAGAGGGAAGGCAUGGAGAGAGAAGACACGCAAAAAGCUCGCCUGAAUUCCACCACCUCUGACGUCUGACCAGAUGACAGCUGAUUCUCCCGCGACACAGGAAGGGACUGCGCCAACAUGUUUUUACUAAUAAAGCAUAGCUUAUGCCCUCGCUUCCUUAUGUUUGUUUUCAAGCUGUGCGUAGUGUAGUCGCUAAAAGCUGCUUCGGUGGGGGGACACGAGUGCCAACACAUCAGCAGCGAGCUGAGAAAAAAAAAAAAAAAAAAGUUGUCUUUCGUGAGUCUUCCAGGAUCUUAAAAGUCGUCAUUUCCCUCUGGACUUCAAUCACCCGAAUAGGUUAUGAGUAAUGGAAGCGGGAUCGCUGGUGCGCGCCGUGUUCGAGUUCCUCCCGAGCGUAUCCGAGGAGCUGCCCCUCUUCACGGGCGAUGUCAUCGAGGUGCUCAGCGUGGUGGAUGAGUUCUGGUUGCUCGGCAACAAAGAUGGGGUCACCGGUCAGUUUCCCAGCACCUUUGUGGAAGAGGUUACCAUUCCCAGUACCAAGCCUGGAGACCGACUGUACGUGUGCAUCAAUGAUUUCUGCUCCACGGAACUGGGGGAUCUUUCUUUAAUGAGAGGUGAUGUGGUAGUUGGGGAGACAGGGGAGUCCAUGGACCUUGGGGAAUCCUGGCUUCACGGCUGUAAUGCAUGGGGGGCCCGUGGUGUCUUCCCCACAUCCUGUGUGAAGGAGCUGAACCUCUCGUGCCGCUCCAGGCAGCUAUCCGAGCGCUCAGCCCAGGCUCAGGCUUCCGACCUCCCACCGUAUGCCCUCGGCCAGGCCCGGGCUCUCAUGAGUCUCCAUGCGCAGCUCAACGAGGAGCUGGACUUCCGUGAGGGGGAAUUGAUCAUCAUCACCGGGCUGCCCGAGCCGGGCUGGUACGAGGGGGAGCUAGACGGCCGAAGGGGCAUCUUCCCAGAGGGGUUUGUGGAGCUCCUAAAUCCUCUUCGAUCACCUCAGGAGCUCGCGGACUGCCAGUAUUUAAGCAAUGAGGAUGACGAAGCAGCAGAGGGCACUGAAGAAGAUGCCUUGGAAGAUGUGGAGGUAGAGGAGCAGAAAGAGUCGGUUGAAGAAGAUGAAGAGGUGGAAGGUGCUGUCUAUGGAGUGGCACUAUAUGAAUUUAGAGCCAUGGAGCCCGGUGAGUUGGACUUUGAUGUGGGCGAUCGCAUACAUGUUGUAAACACACUGGAAGAUGGUUGGCUGGAGGGCGAACUGAGAGGGCGGCGAGGUAUCUUUCCACACCGGUUUGUCAAAACAGAAGAUUCUGGGCCAAAAAUGGUUGAGGAAACAAAUGAUGAACCAGACGAAGAGAAGGAGAACACUUUUGAUCCUUCAUUCCCAAAUGGGAACAACCUUGAACUGGCAUCUUAUGAAGAUCAUACCAUAUGGGACCUGGACUACUUUGAGAGCAAUGAGGAGCAGAGAUGGCAAAGUGAACGCAAGAUUCAUGAGACUCGAAACGAAAGCAGAAGGCGGAGCGAUUCAGGCAGCAGGAUUGGCUCUCAAACGCAAAGACCUGUCGGCCCGACACAUCAAAGACCACAGAGACCAACAUCUAUGCCACCAGCGAGGCCUAGAAUCCCACCUCCUCGGCCGAGCCUGCCUGCACGUAGCCAAAGGAACCGUAUUAAUGCAAAACAGACGAACUAUACUAACGGCAACACCCGACCUUCUCAACCAAAAUUAUCUCAUAGCCUAACUCUUCCUAACACGAAUUCUGGUUGGUCAAAAGACACCCGAAACUGCCGGAGGCCAGCAGGGAAUGGUGUCCCCGCCAGUAGCCGAAGUGCAACGCUUGGACAAGCAUUGGUAAGCCUUGUUGAGAAGCAUAAACAGAAGAAGGCAAGUGUCAAUGAAAUCGAGAGCCAAUCAUAUCGUUCCCAGCAGAAGGUGCGCUCAAGCUCUAACGGCUUCCUGCCAACAUCCCUCACCCUGGAGAACCUGCUGACGUCAGCCGGUGACUUGGAGGCCAAACUGUCCCAACAGCUUUUCGAAUUUGAGAAAAGCCUGACGUCGUCGUGUAGCGACACCAGCGUAAGUUCUGGCGCUUCCGCCGAGCCCAACCAGCAAUCUCACAUCUCCAGACACUUCUCCAUUUUGGGCUACAGCGACGAGAGUGAUAUCAUCCGGGGUUCCUCGCACUCCACGGGGUCCAACUCUGCUUUCUCCUCGUUAGAGCGACGCAGGGCCCUUCGCCCUCCGCCUCCUCGUCCGCGAGUCUUUCGUCCCCAAGCUGCACCUGCGAGCAGACCAGCGCGUCCUGCCCCACGUCCACCUCCACCCACCCCGAGACCCACCAACUCUCUCCACAACAACAACAACCCAAUAUUCUUUGCCUCCGAUGAACCAACUGGAAACCUCUUUGACCAAAUAACUGAAGGGCAAGCAGAUUUCGGUGGACUCGAACCCACCCAGGAACAUGAGAUCCAACUCCAGCUGGAAGCCGAGAAUGAUCUGGAAACGAAGAUGGAGCUGGAGAGCCAACAACAGACGGAGCAGGAGGAGAAUUACCAGCUGUUGCUGCGGUUACAAGAAGUGGAGAACGACAUGGACGCGUAUGCGCACACCGCUGAGGAACUCAGGGCUAUGCUCGAGGAGGAAGAGGAGGAGACUGCCCGCAUGCAAGUCAUGGAGAACCUCGAGUUCUGCAACUACACGCUGGAGACGCUGGCCUUGGAGCAGCAGCAGUUGCAAGAGAUGACACAGCUGUCGUCGCAACCCGAACCCCCGAAGCCCGCCUCGUCCGGCGACGCCACGCCCGGCGCCGACGCCGGCGCCGAGGACCCCGAGCUGAGGAUGCUGGAGAAGCGGUCCAAGGUGAUCGAGGAGCUGCUGCAGACGGAGAAGGACUACAUCAAGGACCUGCAGAUGUGCGUGGUGGAGAUCGUUGAACCUCUGCAGAAGAAGCAGGUGAAGAACGUGGACUUUGAGGGACUUUUCGGCAACAUCAACUCCGUGAUCGAUCUGUCACAGCGGCUGUUUGAAACACUGGAGGAAACGGACUCAAUCGGAAAGGUCUUCCUCGACUUUAAAGCGGAGCUGGAGGCGGUGUACAACAUCUAUUGCCAGAACCACGACGACGCCAUCUCGCUGCUGGAAAGCUAUGAAAAGGACGAAAACAUCCAGCGCCACGUGUUGGAGUGUCUGGAGAGGCUAAGGGCCAUAUAUCGAGAGUGGGGCAAAACAAACUACAUCAACCUGGGCUCUUUCCUCAUCAAGCCGGUGCAGCGGGUGAUGCGCUACCCGCUGCUGCUCAUGGAGCUGCUGGGGUCCACGCCCGGGAGCCACCACGACCUGCCCCACCUCACUCAGGCCCUACAGGCUGUCAAGGAAAUCAACGUCAACAUCAACGAGUGCAAGCGCCGGAAGGACCUCGUGGUGAAGUACAGGAAGGGGGACGAGGACACGUUCAUCGACAAAAUUUCAAAACUGAGCAUGCAUUCCAUCAUCAAGAAAUCCAACCGUGUCAGUAGCCACCUCAAGCACCUGACUGGAAUUUCACCCCAGAUUAAAGACGAGGCGUUCGACGAGGCUGAAAAGAGAUUCCGGCACCAGGAGAGACUCAUUAAAACUUUCAUCCGGGAUAUAUCCUUGUACUUGCAGCAUAUCAGGGAAUCGGCUUCUGUGAAGGUGUUGGCGGCCAUCAGCUUCUGUGACAUCUACACCGAGCGAAGUAACCCCGACCCGGAUUGCUUCCAGAGAGCCCACCGCUGCAUCAGCGACAAACAGUUCACCGAAUUUAAGGAGCGCACGGAAGCUUUGGUCAUAAACCCGCUCACCCAGCUGCUUCUCAUGUUCGCCGGGCCUCACAAGCUGGUCCAGAAGCGCUUCGACAAGCUGCUGGACUACGACAACUGCAAGGAGCGUGCCGAGCGCCUCAAGGACCGGCGGGUUCAGGACGAGCUGCAGGUGGCGCGCAGUAACUACGAGGCGCUCAACGCCCAACUUCUGGACGAGCUCCCCAAGUUCCACAGCGCCGCCGAGGAGCUCUUCACCGGCUGCGUGAAGGCCUUCGCUCAAGCGCAAAAAGACUUCAUGAAGACGACCCUCGGAGAGCUGAAGCCUCUCCUUCAAGUUUUUUCACGCAAGGUCAGCACUGAGGGCAACUUGGUGGCCCAGUUCCAAGAAGAGUACGGUCGCGUUCUUCAGCUUCUGCAGAGCUUUAGCUUCUGCCCUGAAAACCUCCCCCCAGCCACCACCACCCCCACCCCCACCACUGCAACCAUUAUCCCCAACAAGAAAACCCUCGACAAGCAGAGCUCGAAAAAGCAACUCCAAGGACCUCCUAACUGCAUCUUGCAGACCGAUGAGCAUCGAGCCGGCCUGAUGGCGCGCUACGGUCCCGGGAAACUCUUCCAAGCUGAGAGAAACUUCAAUGCGGCCCAGGAUCUGGACGUGUCCAUCCUGGAGGGGGACCUGGUGGGCAUCAUCAAGCAGCAGGACCCAAUGGGUAGCAACAAUCGUUGGCUGAUUGAUAACGGCGUCACGAAGGGCUUCGUGUACAGCUCCUUCCUCAAGCCCUACAACCCCCGCAGGAGCCAGUCUGAUGUGUCCAUCGAGAGCCAGUCAUCCAACGAGUCGGGCUACGGCGGCUCCUCGCCUGUUUUCUCGCGCCAGAACAGCACCAGCACGCUGACGUUCAACCAGGAGACAGCGGUGGUCAGCUUCUCCACGUCGCAACCCCAGAGCCACUCGUCCCCGCAUCCGUCUCUGGAUUCCACGCCAUCUCGCGGGCCUCACCCCGACUCGGCCAGUCAGAGCGACUCCUCGCCACGGAAUUCCUCCAACCGCAAGGAGUUCACUGAGCACUGCGCCGCCUCCGGUCACAGGAACGCAGAGUCUUCCGACCAGCAUUCGGGCUGCCACAGAAACUCGUACAAUGCGACUCACGCCAGCCCAAACGACCAAUCCGAGACGGACUCUUACUCCUCGCACAGAAACGGCUCGCAGCAGAGACAUGGCGACAAAGCUUACAAUUCCUGCCAGUGGAAGAACGGUGGGCACAAGAAGUCGGCGUACUCUCAAGACGACUUUAGCGAGCCCGAAUCUGAGCAGGAUGCGGAAUCGGACGGACAUCAGAUCUACUUUGCCCUGUACUCCUUCAGCGCUCGUUGUGUCAACGAACUGAGCAUUUCCGCCAACCAGCGUCUACGCAUACUGGAGUUCCAGGACAUGAACGGCAACGCCGAGUGGUGGCUCGGCGAGGCCGGCGGCCGACGAGGCUACGUGCCUUCCAACUACAUCCGGAAAUCUGAGUACACCUGAGCGUUUGUCAAGUGGCGGUGAGACUGUUUACGCGUGCGCAACACAACCACAAACAAGCGGCUUAUUUUUGGAGUGACUGACUUUUACUCCUAGCACCAUAUGCUUAUAUUUAUAGACUUUUUGUAUUGGUAUUUUUGUACUUUCCAUUAAAACCUGUGAAUAAUGAGGACAAUGCAUUGAGUAUUAAAGAGAAUAGCACAUCGGGGAAGCUUAAAAGUUUUUUUUUUUUUUUUUUUAGACCCGAUCACUGUUUAUUGCACUUUCUCUAUUUGGCUUCAUAUGAAUGGUGUGGCUAUGACGAACUAUACGCAACAAUCAAAGUGUGAGGCACUUAUAGUGAAGUUGCAGUUGAGGAGAGCAUGGCGUUGCGUGAAUAGAAACAGCACUCGACUUUUCUUUUUGUUAGUGGCCUACUUUUUUUUUUUUUUUUUUUUUUUUACCUGGUGUGACACUGAAAUGAAGUGGUGGAAAAAACGAAAAGGUAAAAAAUGUUCAUCAAUAAAGGGGAGAACAUGUUUGCGCCCCGUGUACAUACUGUACGUAAUGUUGUAUAUUUGUGUGCGAUCGCACCUUUUUUGAUUAAAACAACCAUGUGAGAACGAC
Phycodurus eques (leafy seadragon) is the source of this 5902-nucleotide messenger RNA. It is a transcript of the gene dnmbp, whose product is annotated as dynamin binding protein. The transcript has 17 exons. The record is from RefSeq and is a predicted model, not a curated record. Gene Ontology annotation, cellular component: cytoplasm. Gene Ontology annotation, molecular function: protein binding; guanyl-nucleotide exchange factor activity. Bases 347 to 5299 code for a protein of 1650 amino acids. Lineage: Eukaryota; Metazoa; Chordata; Actinopteri; Syngnathiformes; Syngnathidae. Gene Ontology annotation, biological process: intracellular signal transduction.